Molecule: messenger RNA, 1376 nt
Organism: Brachypodium distachyon (stiff brome)
Lineage: Eukaryota; Viridiplantae; Streptophyta; Magnoliopsida; Poales; Poaceae
Exons: 1
Coding region: 1-1185 (394 amino acids)
Biological process (GO): positive regulation of transcription by RNA polymerase II
Molecular function (GO): RNA polymerase II cis-regulatory region sequence-specific DNA binding; DNA-binding transcription factor activity, RNA polymerase II-specific; protein dimerization activity
Source: RefSeq, a predicted model, not a curated record
AUGCCGCGCCGCAAGAUCGCCAUGAGGUUCAUCGACAACACGCGCGCCCGCGCCGCGACGUACGCGAGCAGGACGAAAGGGCUGAGGAAGAAGGCGGAGGAGCUCGCGACGCUCUGCUCCGUCCCCGUCGCGCUCGUCGUCUGCGCCGCGGCCGGCGCCGGGGCCGCCCAGGCUCCGCCGCUGGUGUGGGAGUCGAGGGAGGGGGUCCUGGACAGGUACCGCGCGCUGCCCCCCGAGGUCCGCGCGCAGCACACGCACCGCGGGUACCUGGAGGCGGAUCUGGGCAAGGAGCGGGCCAAGCACGCCAGGGUGCGGCAGCACGGCCUGGGCGCGCUCGCGGACAGCGACGCGGCGCUGCUCAACGGCAUGACGCUGGACGAGGCCCGGGAGCUGCUGGAGGCCGUCGAAGCCGCGCUUGUGGCCACCACCCAGAGGAUGGAGGCGCUCGGCUUACCGAUGACAACCAACGACGUGGAAGGUGGCCAGGAGCUCGAGCAGUUCACGUUCCCGGAUGGUCUUGAUUCCGCCAUGAUGCCGGGCGUCGGAGGUAACCCCCUCGUGGACAUGGACGCCGGGUUCCAGCUGCAGAUGCUGCCUUACCACGGGAACAACGAAUUCGCUGGCCAGCUAGAGCAACCAUUCUCAUGGGACGAUCGCUUACUACCGAUGCAGCAGCGCAAUGGGGAAAUGAUGGCGCAGCCAGCGUCUUACGGAUUCCAAUGCACCGACGCCAACUACUUGGGCGCCGCCGUUGCCACUAAUGGCGGCUACGGCCAGCAGAUGCAGCCGCCGGUCUAUGGCAAUGCUGACCAUUACGGCUGGACUGAUCUUGCCAUGUGGAACACUACCGACGAGUCGUGCAAUGCAGCCUUGCCGCCAGUUGGGUGCUACCCUUCCCUAGGCAGCGGCACCGGCGGCGUCGACUUCAUCGGCAGCACUGCAGUGCCUCAGCACUCUGCUUUGGUCACCGGCGGCGGGAACUACAUCAACGUGCAGCCACUCGGGUACGCUAUGGGCAAUGGCAUGGGCGUGAACUUGGCGAGCCAGCAGGCGGACUGCUACGCGACGCAUCAUUGGUCGGCCGAGGAGUUCCAGCGCGCCGACACUGGCAGUACCAGCCUGCAGGCAGCGACAUCAACCUGGACACGCAGUUCUUCCGAUCAAGCCUUCAAUUAUCUUCAGUAGAAUGUACGGAGUAUACUAGUACGGGUCAAUUAAGGGCCAGCAACAUCGUUAAUCCGGCAAUUUUGGAUGAUGCAGCGAUGCCGGGUUCAACUGAUGUAGCCAGCCGCCACGGCCUAGGGGCAUGCAUAGGCUAGCUAUGUACUCAGGUUGCAACUAUUUUUUCUUCUUCUUCUUCUAGGAAUAGCAUAUCU